AUGUAUCAGAACUUGCUCAUCGUCGGCACUGUGCGCUACGCGUUCAACCUGCUCUCAGCGUUCGCCGAGUACAAGUUAACUUGGCUAGGCAGGAAGACGACUCACCGUUUCUUUUGUGUGGCCACAAUGAUCGCCUUAUCAAUCUCGAUAGCCGGCCAGCUUUUGGAUGCUCCUGAGUUUCUUGCUCGGAUCUUUCUGCUCACAACGGCCGCUAUCAUCAUUCAACUUUUCGCCGUGUUAGGCAUCAUUUGCAACGAGGCGUUUCCGACAGCACUGCGGAACACAGCCUUCGCGUUUACAAUGUUCAUUGAGAGUAUCGGGCCGAUUCUUGCUCCACACCUUUACUCUAUUUCGGGUGAUCGAAAAUGGCUUCCCACAGUGAUCAUGCUCGCGAGUGUCUCCAUUGAUCUCAUAGUUUUCACGCUGACGAUUCCGGAAACUCGAGGAAAACCCCUUGUUGACAAGAUGCCCGAUAAUGAGAAGCGAUUUCGACUAUUUCGAGACAAGAAAGUUGCAGCCACAAUAGAAAGCCUUGAAAUGACU
This is a messenger RNA of Mesorhabditis belari, 543 nucleotides long. The record is from the annotation of a GenBank genome assembly. NCBI's taxonomy places the organism in Eukaryota, Metazoa, Nematoda, Chromadorea, Rhabditida, Rhabditidae.